Linnemannia hyalina is the source of this 369-nucleotide messenger RNA. The record is from the annotation of a GenBank genome assembly. Lineage: Eukaryota; Fungi; Mortierellomycota; Mortierellomycetes; Mortierellales; Mortierellaceae.
AUGCACAUCGUCCGUCAUGAAGAUCUAAUUAUGACGUGGUCCACCAAGGCUGGCAACCAAGGAUAUUCAGCAAGGCCGCAGGAUUAUGACAGGGCGAUGGAGUGGCGUCUCAAGGCUGCACACCACAACAUCGGAGUCCUAUUCACAUAUAGGCACGGCGUUCCAGGUGAUUACAAGAAGGCCAUAGGAUGGUACGUCAAGGGUGCAAAGCAAGGAUAUGGGUUAGCUCAGGACGCCAUUUCUGUACAACGGUUCAAGAAGGCUGCCAACACUGGAAAUGUCAUGGCCCAGUACAGCGCGGGCAUUCUCUACCACCGUGGUCAAGGCGUCCCGGUCGACAAUACCUUGUCAACACAGUGGCUUUUCUAG